Coprinopsis cinerea okayama7#130 is the source of this 1132-nucleotide messenger RNA. Its product is annotated as 3-hydroxybutyryl-CoA dehydrogenase. The transcript is spliced from 7 exons. The coding region runs from base 40 to 960 and encodes 306 amino acids. Gene Ontology annotation, biological process: fatty acid metabolic process. The record is from RefSeq and is a predicted model, not a curated record. Gene Ontology annotation, molecular function: NAD+ binding; oxidoreductase activity, acting on the CH-OH group of donors, NAD or NADP as acceptor. Lineage: Eukaryota; Fungi; Basidiomycota; Agaricomycetes; Agaricales; Psathyrellaceae.
CUCCUCCACACAACCACAUCCACCAACUCUCCAGUCACAAUGGCAUCCACCCUCGUCCCCCAUGGAAUCCGCCGCCUAGGCGUCCUCGGCGCAGGCCAAAUGGGCACAGGCAUCGCCCUCGUCUCCGCCAUGCGCGCCAAAGUCCCCGUCCUCCUCUACGACAAAUCUCCCGAACAGGUCAAGAAGGGCCUCGCGCUCGUCGACAAACUCUUGGACAAGGACGUUGGAAAGGGAAGGUUGACGAACGACGAGGCGAAAGAUGUGAGGGGACGGAUUGAAGUCGUUCCGGCUGAGAGCGGGUUCAAGGGAUUGAGGGAUGUGGAUAUGGUUGUUGAGGCUGUUUCCGAGAAUCUCCAACUCAAGGAGACAAUAUUUGCUUCCCUUGCUGCUGAACUCAAGCCUGAAGCCAUCCUUGCUACCAAUACCAGCUCAAUAAGCAUCACCAAGAUUGCCGCUGCUACCCUCGGCAAGAAUGUCUCUCCUGCCAGUGAAGAGGGCAAGAGGAUUGCUUCCCGCGUAGUCGGCUUGCACUUCUUCAACCCCGUGCCUGUGAUGAAACUCGUAGAACUUAUCUCAGCACUCCAAACUAGCCAGGAAACCCUCGACCGAGCCCGUUCCUUCGCAGUCGCUUGCGGCAAGACUGUAACCGUCUCCAAAGACGUCCCUGGCUUCGUCUCAAAUGCCCUCCUGAUGCCAUUCAUCAAUGAAGCCAUCAUGCACCUCGAAAAGGGAAUCGCAACCCGCGAGGACAUCGACACCACCCUCAAACUCGGCAUGAACCACCCCAUGGGUCCCCUCCAACUUGCCGACUUCAUCGGUCUGGACACCUGCCUCGCCAUCCAAAAGACCCUCUACGAAGGUACCUCGGAUUCGAAAUACCGACCUUCCAUCCUCCUCGAGCAGAUGGUCAAUGCCGGGUGGUUGGGUAGGAAGUCCGGAAAGGGCUUCUAUGACUACUAGGUGGUGGCAGAUGCAGGAAAGUCUGUGUGAUGCGGAGGAGCGCGUAACAUUCUGUCUUCACGGACUCAGACGCCAGGAAGUCUGCCGUGAAGGAUGCUGGGCCGAGCGUUGAGAAAACCAGUAUAGUCCUAUCGUGCACUAAACGUGGUCAAAUAAAAAAGAAGUGAAAACA